Messenger RNA from Acanthoscelides obtectus, 497 nucleotides. Lineage: Eukaryota; Metazoa; Arthropoda; Insecta; Coleoptera; Chrysomelidae. The record is from the annotation of a GenBank genome assembly.
AAGAAUUGAAAUUUGAACCUGACGACUGGCUCAAUUACCUUAGGAUGGACGAAAAAACUUAUGUGGAACUUUUGAACAUCGUUACUCCAUUGAUAAAACGCCAAGAUACAAUAAUGAGAACCGCAAUAUCUCCACACGAACGACUAAAUGCAACGCUAAGUUUUCCACAACAGAAGCAGCAUGGAGAAGUAUUGCUCGAGUCUUUGAAGCCCCACAUUCUAAAUUGUAUAGGGGCGGUGGAUGGCAAAAAUGUAAAUAUAAUACCGCCACAGAAUAGCGGAGCAUAUUAUUAUAACUACAAAGGAUACAACAGUUUAGUACUGAUGGCCAUAUGUGACGCAAAUUGUGGAUUCAUAAUGUGUGAUUUUGGUGUGAAUGGACGAAUAUCAGAUGGAGGAAUUAUUGCAUAUACUCAGUUUUACAAAAAACUUAAAAGAGAACUGCCAUUCGUGUUCAUUGGCUUUCGCAUUACGUACAGAUUUUUUAAAACCUUUUAG